Bombus terrestris (buff-tailed bumblebee) is the source of this 636-nucleotide messenger RNA. RefSeq lists its product as uncharacterized. The transcript has a single exon. NCBI's taxonomy places the organism in Eukaryota, Metazoa, Arthropoda, Insecta, Hymenoptera, Apidae. Bases 1 to 636 code for a protein of 211 amino acids. The record is from RefSeq and is a predicted model, not a curated record.
AUGCUGGCGGCGUCCCUUCCGUUCGAGCUACAGGCCCUCGCACUCCGUCGGGUAUACGAACACCGGAGGGCCCUGGUCUCGGACGGGCGUGUGACGCCGGCGGCGUCCGCCGUGGACGUCCGGGAAGAAGCGAAGCUGGAGACCUGGGAGCGGUGGCGCUCUCAGCAGCUGGAAGAGGCUACCGUGCGACCGCAUCGGGAUGUUCGCGCCAUCCUUCCCUACUGGGAGGAGUGGAGGGAUCGAGGCGGGGUCCCGCUGACAUUUAGAACGACGCAGGUGCUCACCGGUCACGGAGUGUUUGGCGAGUACCUGCUCAAGAUCCGGCGAAACGUGAAGUCCACCUGUCACCACUGCGAGGAGGAAGACACGGCGCAGCACACGUUGGAGAUUUGUCCGGCGUGGGAGGUACCGUGGCGCGCCCUACGACUCGAAAUUGGCGAGAGAUUGGCCCCCGAAGCGAUCAUCGCGGCUAUGCUCAGGGGGCGCCAGGAAUACAUCGCCGUCCGCACCUACUGCGAGCAGGUGAUGCUUGCGAAGGAGCGAACGGAAAGAAGGAGGGAGAGAACGCGGCAUCCCAGCAGAGCGCAGAACCAAGGAGAUUCCGCGCGCCACGGUGCGGUGGCACUGCCGCCGUAG